AUGUCGCCGAGUUACAGUUAUCGUCAGCCGCCGAUGAGCCCGUUCACUGAGUUGGAGAUUCAACAAAACCCAAGGAAUGGAAGCAAUAAAAACAUGCCAAAGAGAGCAGGCCAGCAAGUGCUUCCAUUUUAUAAUGGACAAUCGCAGACAAUGCGACUUUGCGUCUUAAAAGAUGAUGAGCCUGUACUGUUCGGAAGGGACUGGCUGAGUCACGUCAAACUGAACUGCGACACACUUUUUAAAGUGAACUCUGUGACAAUGGAAGGCCUGAGGUUGGAUAGGGUUAUUUACAAAGUUAUUGGAUAUAGCCGUGUCUAUUGUAAAUGCUUCGUCCGCUUCUCAAGUGCUGGAUUAAUAAAUGUAUCAUUACCAUUGAACACGGACGAGCAUAUUCUGGAAGAAAGACUCGGCCCAAAACAACGGGAACUGGUGGUUGUCAUCGUUUUGCUUUGCGUGUAUUGUUUGAUCUUCAUAACGGGAAUAACAGGGAAUGUUUUGACAUGUGUGGUGAUACUAAAGACCAGUUACAUGAGAACCUCCACGAAUUACUAUCUCUUUAGCCUAGCAAUAUCAGAUGUAAUGCUUCUUAUUUUUAGUCUUCCCCGAGAGGCGUAUUCAAUCUGGGAGAGUUACCCUUGGCGUUUUGGCAAGGCGUUUUGUAUCAUUAAAGCGCUGAUUCUCGAGAUGACAUCCUACGCUUCAGUGUUGACCAUAACAGCUUUCACCAUCGAGCGCUACAUUGCAAUUUGCAAGCCGUUGGUAUCCCAUAAAAUACUGGCGUUUUCACGCUGCGUGAAGAUUAUCGUGACAAUCUGGAUAAUUUCUUCCUGCUGUGCAUUACCGUAUCCAAUACACACGGACUUAUUUUACUACGUUCACAACAGCCAUGGCAAUCCAAUUUCAGACUCCCUGCAGUGUAACAUCCCGCAAAUGUAUUACCGUCGCAUGACGCACGUGUUUCAAAUGUCUUCCUUUGUAUUUUUCUUGGUGCCGUUAACUGUUAUUAUUGUGCUAUAUGUUCUCAUUGGUCUAACUUUACGACGCGCUGAAAUGCGCCGAGAGGCUUCGGUAAAGUAUCACCACCCACACCCACGCUCUGGCAGUCUAGGCAGCAAGAUUCAGCACGAACGAAGUCCGCCAUGUGCCGCUAGACGAAGCGUUCUGAAGGUGCUAUUUGCAGUGGUGGUGACCUUCUUCGUCUGCUGGGCUCCUUUCCACGCUCAGCGUCUGUUGACAGUCUACAACACCGAUUGGUCCCCGGAUAUGCUCGCUAUCCAAAGCUCUCUCUUCUACGUUUCAGGAGUCCUGUAUUUCAUUGGAUCAACUGUGAAUCCAAUAUUGUACAACGUCAUGUCGCGCAGAUACCGUCUGGCAUUCCUUGAAACUAUUUGUAAGACCAAGCCAGUUCGGACGUAUAACUCAAAGAGACCCGCGAAUGGCAACAAGACUACUAAAUUCUCUAUGAAAGACAACGUAAGGAGUCCGGUUGAAGCCGAUUUUGGAGACGCUCCGUUUUUUACCAACGGUAUUAUCGAGCAUGACUGCGACCACCAUGAAUCGUCUGAUAUUGUGGAAUGUUUUGAUCCUCAAGAGGCCAUUGACCAUAAACGCGAUCACAUUAUACGUAAACCAUAUAACGACAUUACGAAGGUUGGAUAG
Messenger RNA from Dreissena polymorpha, 1659 nucleotides. Its product is annotated as pyrokinin-1 receptor-like. Gene Ontology annotation, cellular component: plasma membrane. Bases 1 to 1659 code for a protein of 552 amino acids. NCBI's taxonomy places the organism in Eukaryota, Metazoa, Mollusca, Bivalvia, Myida, Dreissenidae. Gene Ontology annotation, biological process: neuropeptide signaling pathway. The transcript is spliced from 9 exons. Gene Ontology annotation, molecular function: neuromedin U receptor activity. The record is from RefSeq and is a predicted model, not a curated record.